Molecule: messenger RNA, 1212 nt
Organism: Closterium sp. NIES-67
Lineage: Eukaryota; Viridiplantae; Streptophyta; Zygnematophyceae; Desmidiales; Closteriaceae
Source: the annotation of a GenBank genome assembly
AGAAGGCUUGGAAGGUGUGGGAGAAGCAAAGGGGCACAGAGGAGAAGAGAGUGCAGGAGGCGCCGGACUGAAGGCAAGGGGGGCUGGGAAUGCCAGAGGGAGCAAGACUGGACUAGCAAAGGAGACUGGACCAGCCAAGGGAAGACGUGGCAACGAUUCUUUCACAGAUGAAGAUGACUCCCUCAUCAAGACUCUCUACAGUGAAGCUUCAAGACUUAAGGGGGUUCACGGCAGGGGCAGGAGUAAGGGCAUGAGAGGGCGGCUGCCAUUGCUAGAGAAAUUUCCAAGGCUAUGGAAGGGAAGUUUUCAGCUGCCCGGAUUUCCCAGCGCAUCCAGUUUCUGGGGCUGCCCGAAGAGGGAGCGGGUAGGAAGACAAGGAGUGCGAGGAGGAGGCGUGGGAGUGGUGGGCUUGAUGAUAUUCUGAGGGACAUGGACGGAAGUGAGGGAGGAGAGGAGGGAGGAGAGGGGCGAGGAGGGAGAGAAGGGAGAGGAGGAAAGAGAGGAGGAAGAGGAGGAGGGAGAGGAGGAGGAGAGGAAAGAGAGGAGGGAGAGGAGGUAUUGGGGGAGGUUGAGAUAGAGAAGGAAGUGGAGAGCGAGGACGAGGAGAAUGUGCUACUGAGUAAGCGACAGAGAGCCCUGGCUGCUGCUGCUAAAGCGAGGAGAGGGUGCAGGACAGACAGACAGAGGGGCGGAGGAGUUACUAGAGGAGGAGAAGCACGGAGGGAGAGGGAGAUAGGGGGUUUAGAGGGGCCAGAGAGAGUGACGCGGGGCGGUGUGGCCGCUGGUUUUGAAGGGGAUGGCGAUGGUGGUGGUAUGGAGGCAGAAAGAGACGAUUUUGCAAUCAUUGCUGUGGACAGUAGUGGCCGGUGGACAGAUUCUGCAACCAUUAUGGAUGGCACGGGCAUUGGAGCAGGAGCCACAGGCGCUGCUAUGGGAAGAUCUUAUACAGAACGUGGUCUUAUAGAGAGCGGUGCUGCCAGACGUGAUUCUGGUGGAGAGGACGGGUGGAGAUAAGAGAGGAGGCAGUGCGCGAGGGCGUUCAAGCAGUGCUUGCUGAUGACGCCUUUGAUGGUGCAGAAGCCAUCCGAUGGCUGCAAUCGCGCCUGAAAGCAGCCCACGCCAGCUGGACGGACGCGAUCGCUCGAAACAGCUGGCAGCUCCUGCUGAUGGACCGCCCAGAUUCGCUCGGCAGGAAGGGGAAGAAGACAAAGA